AUGCUUUGGAGCGACGGGUCAUCAGAAUGCCGACCGCCGUCUAUGGAUGAGUCGUCAAAAAUCUCUGCUGCUGAGGACAAGGGCUUUCUGGGUUUACAUGCUCCCAACGACACAACAUCACAUGUGGCUCGAGGACUUGAUAAUUUGGGAAGCAUGAAUUGGCACAUUGUAGUGGUCUGGUUUACAGCAUUAUUCCCAUACGUUGUAUUGGGUGUGCUAUUCAUACGAGGCAUAACAUUGCCAGGAUCAGAGAUGGGCAUCGAGUACUACUUAAAACCAAAUAUUAAAAUGCUGAAG
Strongylus vulgaris is the source of this 297-nucleotide messenger RNA. The record is from the annotation of a GenBank genome assembly. NCBI's taxonomy places the organism in Eukaryota, Metazoa, Nematoda, Chromadorea, Rhabditida, Strongylidae.